Molecule: messenger RNA, 207 nt
Organism: Pochonia chlamydosporia 170
Lineage: Eukaryota; Fungi; Ascomycota; Sordariomycetes; Hypocreales; Clavicipitaceae
Exons: 2
Coding region: 1-207 (68 amino acids)
Source: RefSeq, a predicted model, not a curated record
AUGUAUUCGGCAGGUCAUCAACCCCUUGCUAUUGCAAUUUGUGCAUGGGAUGCCAUGUUGGCCAACAUCACAGCGAACCUUUCGCUGAUGGCAAUGCACACAAGCUUGCUUUCCCGAGCGUGGCCUGGGCUCAUCGGCUCUGGGUCUUCCGGUGUCGGCAGUGGUUGGCAUAAAGCUUUUUAUUAUCGAACCUUGGAGAAAGGUUGA